Messenger RNA from Caenorhabditis elegans, 899 nucleotides. RefSeq names its product C-type LECtin (gene F22B3.5). The record is from RefSeq and is marked reviewed. Bases 264 to 899 code for a protein of 211 amino acids. The transcript is spliced from 5 exons. Lineage: Eukaryota; Metazoa; Nematoda; Chromadorea; Rhabditida; Rhabditidae.
ACAAAUUCCCAGUUUUUUUCCGUCAAUAGUAGGAAUUUUUCGUUUACAAAAAAUGCCGAUAAUUAAAAAAUAAAACAAGCAGGCACGUAGGCUUGCUCCAGGAGACAACCUACAUCUCAUCAAAGGCAUCAAAAAGUGAUUUUUUGCAUAAAUGGUGUAUACUUUGAGCCUGAAAUCAUUACGAGCUUUGGAGAUCCCUUCAAAAAUUAUGACAGGAGCAUUCGUGCGUGGUAUUUGAAGUUAUUUAUUUUUCUCCUAUUUUCAUGUUACUUUAUUUUCAAAAGAUGAUAUUCAGCUUGAUUUUUCUAGGUUUUGCAAGUUUUGUGGGAUCCAAAUUGACAAUGAUUGUUGUCUACGGAGUUCCAAGCUCUUCAAAAAAUAAAUGCUCUCUAUUUAGAGAUUUGCUGUGUAAAUUUUUGAAGGGUGCCGUAAACAUUAAAAACGCCGUUGGAUACACAUACAACGAGGCAGUGAACGCAUGUGCCAAUACUUCGUGCUAUCCAACUAGUGUAUCGUAUCUAGAAGAGUUGUCGUAUUUUACUGUAAUAGCACACCAGAAUAUUGGUCGAACAUUAAGUACCAUUACCUAUGUUAGAAUAGAUGGAAUUCGAACUUCCGCCUGUCAAGCUACUCCUGCUACAUCCAAAUGCAUGUCGACAGAGGGAUUCAAAUUUCUUGGUCCUCCACCAAAAAACUUUGAUAACUACGAUUGGGUAACUGAUCCUUCUGCAAAAAGAACCAAAGACGAUAACUGCAUUGUUAUGGUCGUGAAUGGAAUUCGAUCAAUAAAAAUGGAUGUUCCUGCCUUGGAACCGGUUCGCCAUCGUCACAAAUGCUCUUCUGUGCGAAACCUGCGUGGAUUUAAUGUUAUGUGUUGUCGAAAUGUUAUUUACAAAUAA